UGUCUGCAGAGAUCAUGCCGGUCGUUUGGAUGCUGCGGCGGGUUGCCAGCCGGAUGCUGCAGAGACCGGCCUGUGGCUGCCAGGCUCCUGUCCUGCCCAGCCGGUUUCUGGGCACCUCCCCUCAGCAGAUUCCAGCGGAUGCCAACUUCCACUCUACCUCGUUCUCUGAAGCAGACCAACCGCGCGUCUUAAUUACAGGGGGUCUUGGCCAGCUUGGAGUGGGGCUUGCUAGCUUUUUGAGGAAACGAUUUGGGAAGGACAACGUGAUUCUGUCUGACAUUCGGAAGCCCCCUGAGCACGUCUUCCUUAGUG
Molecule: messenger RNA, 312 nt
Organism: Lipotes vexillifer (Yangtze River dolphin)
Lineage: Eukaryota; Metazoa; Chordata; Mammalia; Artiodactyla; Lipotidae
Product: L-threonine 3-dehydrogenase, mitochondrial-like
Exons: 3
Biological process (GO): L-threonine catabolic process
Molecular function (GO): L-threonine 3-dehydrogenase activity
Source: RefSeq, a predicted model, not a curated record